GUGGGACCACGCCUUUGCUCUAAUGUGGAUGAUCUUAACAGCAGCAGUUUUUGUAGUAAUAAAAAUUGGAGAGGUGGACGGGCCAUCAAACCGGUAAGGCAAAUGCAGCUAUCAUUCGCCAUUGAAGCACAGCACGCAACAAUCAGAAUUCUUAUACCAAUACCAUACUCUUAUCACAAAAUGGACAUUAUUUACAUUAAAAUUUCCGAUUAUUUUUUCCUCCUUAGCGCUGUCUUAAAUGGCAAGAAAAGCAAACACGCCGAAGAAGGUAACUCUUCACCUACAUUCUAGUACGACUGCUCAACUGCAUAAAUGCCUGCUCCUCCUUUUCCUUUAAAACAUCAUAUUAGCGUCUUCUUUUCGGAAGCUGUGACCUGAGCAAGAUAUGGAGUUUCCGAUGUGGGGUUUUCUGCUUCUCGCUCUGUUCACGGCCACCGUCGCCGUCGACGGGAUUGACCGCCGCGGUGCGCGUACCGAGAGAAUUUCAGGAAGUGCUGGUGAUGUUCUUGAUGAUAAUCCUGUGGGAAGAUUGAAAGUUUAUGUAUACGAACUUCCGAGCAAAUACAACAAGAAGAUCCUGCAGAAAGAUCCACGUUGUCUAACACACAUGUUUGCUGCUGAGAUAUUUAUGCACCAGUUUCUCUUAACCAGUGCCGUUAGAACUCUGAAUCCCAAUGAAGCAGAUUGGUUUUACACACCUGUUUACUCGACUUGUGACCUUGCGCCCAAUGGAUUGCCACUGCCUUUCAAAUCUCCAAGAAUGAUGAGGAGCGCUAUACAGCUCAUCUCGGCAAGAUGGCCUUACUGGAAUCGAACUGAAGGAGCUGAUCAUUUCUUUCUCGUUCCUCAUGAUUUUGGUGCCUGCUUUCACUAUCAAGAAGAGAAAGCUGUAAAAAGAGGGAUCCUGCCGUUGCUUCAACGUUCUACACUGGUUCAAACUUUUGGACAGCGAAACCAUGUCUGCCUAAAUGAAGGUUCAAUAACAAUACCUCCAUAUGCGCCUCCAGAGAAAAUUAUGUCCCACUUGAUUCCCCCCGACACACCAAGAUCCAUCUUCGUCUAUUUUCGUGGUUUGUUCUAUGAUGUAAACAACGACCCUGAAGGUGGUUACUACGCGAGAGGUGCCCGAGCGUCCAUGUGGGAGAAUUUCAAGAACAAUCCACUAUUCGACAUCUCCACAGACCACCCAACCACAUACUACGAAGACAUGCAGCGCGCUGUGUUCUGUUUAUGCCCUCUAGGUUGGGCUCCAUGGAGCCCCAGGCUUGUCGAAGCUGUGAUCUUUGGUUGCAUCCCGGUGAUCAUAGCAGACGACAUAGUGCUGCCAUUUGCAGACGCUAUUCCAUGGGAGGAAAUUGGAGUGUUUGUAGCAGAGAAGGACGUCCCCUACUUGGAUGCCAUCCUCACAUCCAUCCCGGUUGAUGUGAUUCUCAGGAAGCAGAGGCUACUCGCGAAUCCUUCCAUGAAACAGGCCAUGCUGUUCCCUCAGCCAGCACAAUCCGGAGACGCUUUCCACCAAAUCUUAAAUGGGCUCGCCCGUAAGCUGCCUCAUGACAAGAGUAUUUACUUGAAGGCUGGCGACAACGUUUUGAACUGGACUGCAGGACCAAUUGGGGACCUCAAGCCUUGGUGAAGACGCGAUCGAGUAGAGUUUCUUGCUCGUGCAGAAAGUAAUGGUGAAACUUGAGUAUUGUAGAAGUUGUCGAGGAAUACAACUUUUUGUUUCUGGUUUUAUCUCUGCCAUGAUUGCUGCAGGAAUUGUUAAUUUUUGUGUAUAUGAGUUGAAGAAUGAAGGUUUGAAGAAGAGGAUGAUAAUGGUAGUGUGAUUAGUUACCUUAGUACGUGCUUUCAAGGGUUCUCCUUGGUUUUUUCUUUAAUAAAAUCUUAAUUUAAUUGCUA
Molecule: messenger RNA, 1899 nt
Organism: Salvia miltiorrhiza (redroot sage)
Lineage: Eukaryota; Viridiplantae; Streptophyta; Magnoliopsida; Lamiales; Lamiaceae
Product: probable beta-1,4-xylosyltransferase IRX10
Exons: 4
Coding region: 386-1633 (415 amino acids)
Biological process (GO): glucuronoxylan biosynthetic process; plant-type secondary cell wall biogenesis
Molecular function (GO): glycosyltransferase activity
Source: RefSeq, a predicted model, not a curated record